AUGGCAUCUAGCAGCAAUGCUAACAGCAGCGAAUCCAUUGAUACCUCCACAAAUGAAGCUAGCCAGCAAGCAUGGCAAGCAUUUAAGACAGUAAAUAAUAUUCAAAUUGAUGAAAUCUAUCAUUAUGAUGCAACCGAGCAACGUGAAAUUCAAAUAAGGAAACCAUGGAAGCAAUCAGAAGAUUACUUUAAGAAGGUCAAAAUCUCCGCUUUAGCCUUGCUGAAAAUGCUAACACAUGCUAAAAGUGGCGGUAAUAUCGAGAUUAUGGGACUGAUGUUGGGAAAAGUACGAAACGAAGAUAUGAUUAUCAUGGAUUCUUUUGCCCUGCCUGUUGAGGGGACCGAGACGCGUGUAAAUGCUCAAGAAUCUGCUUACGAGUAUAUGACUGCGUAUGUAGAAGCAGCUAAACAGGUUGGCAGGCUAGAAAACGUCAUUGGUUGGUAUCAUAGCCAUCCAGGCUAUGGCUGUUGGUUAUCAGGUAUUGAUGUUAGUACGCAAAUGCUAAAUCAGACAUACCAGGAUCCUUUCGUAGCUAUUGUCAUUGAUCCUAUUCGUACUAUGUCGUCUGGAAAAGUCAGUCUGGGAGCUUUUAGAACGUACAGCAAGGAUUACGUUCCGAAAGAUGAAGGGCGUUCAGAAUACCAAACAAUUCCUUUAAAUAAAAUUGAAGAUUUCGGUGUUCAUUGCAAAAGGUACUAUUCUUUAGAUGUGACAUACUUUAAAUCAUCACUGGAUGGUAAAUUAUUAGAGUUAUUGUGGAAUAAGUAUUGGGUCAGCACUCUUUCAUCCUCUAGCCUUCUAAAUAAUGCCGAGUAUACGACUCAGCAAAUUGUAGAUUUAUCCGAAAAAUUAGAUCAAGCUCAACAACUGUUACAGGUAAAAUAUUGGUUUUCUUUAUGCACUAUAUAUCGGCUUUAUAACGAUCAGCUUUGUAGCAUUAAACUCUCAAAAAUCGCUUUGGAAGCUGUCCAUGGAUUAAUGUCUCAAGUGAUUAAGAACCAAUUAUUCAAUUAA
This is a messenger RNA of Trichoplax adhaerens, 1014 nucleotides long. RefSeq lists its product as uncharacterized. Bases 1 to 1014 code for a protein of 337 amino acids. Gene Ontology annotation, biological process: protein deneddylation. The record is from RefSeq and is a predicted model, not a curated record. Gene Ontology annotation, cellular component: cytoplasm; COP9 signalosome. The transcript has 9 exons. Gene Ontology annotation, molecular function: protein binding; metallopeptidase activity; deNEDDylase activity. Lineage: Eukaryota; Metazoa; Placozoa; Uniplacotomia; Trichoplacea; Trichoplacidae.